UUCAAUAGCAUGUAUUUUUUUCCUGAACUCUGUAUUUUUACUAUAAUCAGUCUGAUGAGCUAUUACUCCAAAUGGUUUGAUUCCAGCAAAAAGAAUGAACAACUUGAAAAUGGGCUUCAUGAAGAAAAUAAGCAACCUCAACUAUAGAUACUUGUAAUUCCAACAAUUGUGAUUUCAUCUCUUAUCUCUCCACUGCAUAGCUUCCCAUCCUAAGUAAUGGAAAUACAUUUGCAGAUCUGGAAUAAGCUGUUAACCUGCAACAACAAAAACCUAUGUUGUCUGAAUGUAUAUUCACACUUGUUCUUGUAGUAAGUGACACCUAAAAAUACUGUAAUAUUAACAUAAUUCAAAAAAAUGUAUUUUCCCAUUUUUACACUCUGUACGCUCUAACAUUUUGGAGACAGACAAUUUCUUAUUGUUUCCUACACCAUCUCUUUAUUACUGAAAUGGUCAGAAAAAUAAUAUAAAAUAGGCAACUGUGAAGUGAACUACUCUUUCUGACAUUUCAAAUGUUUAGUUCAUAUUUACAGCACCGCUUAUGUAUUUUCUCUUGUUGAUUUUCCACAGUCUCGUAACAAGUUAUAUUAAAUACAUUAAAAAAAUUCUUCUUCUGUUAUAGUCAGAUGUUACGUUGACUUCAUGACAUCUGCUCACCUGUAGAGCGAGCUGCUGUUGGAAACUAAGUACCUAUGACUUUUAGGAAUACAAUACAAUUCUAUUGGAACAGAAGGGACAUUUACUGUUCUCAUUAAUUGCAGGUGAAAAGUAUUAAGUCUAUUCCAACUGAGAGUAGGUUCAUGCUGUUAAGUUAGUUAACUUAGGUUCAUGCAGGUUAAGUUUCAGUGGAUAGCUGCACCUUUUAUCAUUCACAUACGACCACUGUAUUUUUACUUGCUUGAAAACUGAAGGAUCAUUACAUUUUAUCCUUUAGAUUUUAAUAAAAGUGUUUAAAGCAUAUUUUGUGACCUAUUUUUUCUUGUGAAAGUUGCGACUUAGUAACUUAUUUCAUAAAGAUUCAAAUAUCUUUGAGAUACCUUACUUAUUUCUUUUAGUGUAAUUAUUUUAAAGUAAUUGUGUAUCUUUUAAAAUUAAUUUUAACUACUGAAGUUAGUGUUCUGAUUACUAUAAACAUUAGCAGUUUACUGACUUUUCUUCCACCACAAGGCAUUCUGUGUGUUUACUUGAACAGAGGGAGAAACAGAAUGUACUUCUGAGAUGAAGUGUGUCACCAUGAAAAUUAAAUCUGAAUGGUAAAAAUUUCCUUAUUUUAAAACUGUAAUCCAACACAUGAAAACAUCAGAAAAAUCUGUAUUUAUCAAAUUAAUUUUAAAUAAGAAGCUAGACGUUUCAAAAUACUGAAACAGCACUGGGACAUAUCCUGCAAUUUAUGAAUUGCUAACUAUAGAGAUACAUUUCAAUACAUACCAAAAUUUGGAGUUGCGCGCUGUGCAAUUUUCAUUACAACAACUGCAUUAUUCUCACACAAAGUGAAAGUGCAUCGUUACAUUUUGCUUCAUAAGUCAGCAGUAUUUUACCAUACGCAUGAUCCUUUAGGAAUAAAGCAUUAUCAUCUUUUGCUUCCCUGUUCUCUCCCCUCCAUCUAACUCUCAGUGCAAAUUUGAACCUCAUUUUUUUUCUUUACGAUAACGACAUACAAAAUAUUAAUUUGAGGGAAGACAUAAAAAAACAACAGAAGAGAUGACAACUAAAAAAGAAGCAAAGCACUGCAAGAAGGUAUGCAAUACUUUACAUAAAAAUCCACUGUUGCUUCUUUAAUUAUGAAAUUUCAUGAACCUUUCCAUUGAGAGAUGCUAUACAUUCCUGUGAAGAAGAUUUAAUGCCGUAUGUUGUUAUGCAAAUAAUCUUGAAAUUUUACAGAAAGGCAGUUCGUUUGACAGAGACAGAAGAAUUGGUGUAGCUCAUCAAACUGCAAGUCCAUAUCCUGUCUAAGACAAUGACCAGCACCAGAUGAUUCACAGGAAGAACCUUCCUAGUCCCUCUGUUGUUGACUUCUGACCUGAAGCAUGUGUAUUAUAUCACUUUUUUUUUUUCUUCUUGGCUACAGGAUCUCUGGCUGGUUUUAUUCAUAUAAAUAAUAUCUCUGCUAUGCAAAAGGAUUACUGAAAGAGGCUCUAAAAGACUUAAGAGUACGUGUCCAAAACAACGAAGCUAGCAGGUACAAACCACAUUUUUUGUGGAGAAAAUAAAUAUAUUUAAGAAAUAUAUUAUUAAUAUAUAUUUCUUAUAUUAAUAUACUUUAAGAAAUAUAUUAUUAUAUGAAGACUUUAUAUUUUAUUAAAUUUUAUUACAGCAAGCUCUGCACUGCAAAACCAACAACUGGGCUGCAACCAUAACCACUAUUUGCAGAGCAGAUACCAAAUAUUAAGCCCAAUGCUGUUAGCAGUUUGUAUGCCACUUAAGACAAAAAAGCAACACUGCAUUUGCAGCCCUAGUGGAAUUCCACUGGAACAGUUACACUGCCUUUCCGUAUGUAACGCAUUCCUUGUCCUUUAAAGGGUAUGCUAUCUUAUACUUCAGAAGGAUUUCUUUCUUUUUUCCUCCUGUAAUUGAAGAGUAUUGUUUACUGCCGAUUUAAGGCUUGUUUUGAUGAAGACAGAGCUGAUGAGGCACUCAAGAGCUUGUAUUAAAUCAAUAAUAGACAGAAGUGGGCAGCUUGUAUAUGCACUGUGGGAUACACUUGUUCCAUAUUUAUCUUUCAUGUUUUGAGAGAAGGUUACAAAUAUUUUUAUAUAUAUACACACACAUAUAAAAGAGUGUGAGCGAGCAAGCUCACAUUCCAAGAGAAGUUUUCUGGCUAUGUCAGGACCGAAGUCCACCCCUUGCUAGACAAACCUAUUUUUUUUCAAACACAAGAGGAUAUUAUCAGAGAAGUCCGUGCUGAUAUACAGAAACCAGAGAUCGUCAUGGCUCGGUGAGGUGAUGAGCUGACGGGUGGAUGGCGCCCAUUAUCUCCACUUCUCAAUCCAAGUUUUCCUGAAAAACCACAGGGGGAGGAGAAGGCUCCAACUGAGCAUAAAGCACAGAGGACAAGAAAGGACCAGGAGUGAAGAGCAAGGAAAGGAAGGAUAAUGCACAAGAUAUUGCAAAGGUUUCAAAGAGCUGGAAAGUAGUUUCUAGAUGAAAGGACAGAGUUGUCAGUAGUUCUGGUUUUUGGUUUUAACUUCUGUACAAGGCUAUUAUAUAAAGUAACUCUAAAGUAAGAAACAAUUGCUCAAAAGGAAUUUACUUUCAGUAUACAUAGGAAAUAUACUCAAGUUCAGCGGUUUCAACGCUCCUGGGAAUUUAAAAAUGUUUCAAGCCUUUGUUCGGCAAGCAUAUCAACCACUAUCCAGCCACCAGCAAGGGGAACCUGAAACGAAGUAUAAGGGGAAGCUGGUGCAUGAAACUCAGCUUAACUGUUUCUACAUCAAACCUGGAGGUUCCAACUAUGGGAGUCCCCGUCCAGCUCAUGCCAACAUGAAUGCCAAUGCAGCUGCAGGGCUUGCCCCAGAGCAUAUCCCUACUCCAGGGGCAGCUCUGUCCUGGCAAGCUGCAAUUGAUGCUGCCAGGCAAGCCAAAUUGAUGGGUAGUGCUGGCAAUGCAACAAUAUCCACAGCUAGCUCCACGCAGAGAAAACGGCAGCAGUACGGGAAACAGAAAAAACAGGGUACCACCACAGCUACACGUCCUCCCCGGGCACUGCUGUGUUUAACACUGAAAAAUCCCAUCCGGAGGGCAUGCAUCAGCAUCGUCGAAUGGAAACCAUUUGAAAUAAUUAUUUUACUGACUAUUUUUGCCAAUUGUGUGGCCUUAGCUAUCUAUAUCCCCUUUCCAGAAGAUGAUUCCAAUGCCACCAAUUCCAAUCUGGAACGAGUGGAAUAUCUCUUUCUCAUAAUUUUUACAGUGGAAGCAUUUUUAAAAGUAAUAGCAUAUGGACUUCUCUUUCACCCCAACGCUUACCUCCGCAAUGGCUGGAAUUUACUAGAUUUUAUAAUCGUGGUCGUAGGGCUUUUUAGUGCAAUUUUAGAACAAGCAACCAAAGCAGAUGGGGGGAAUUCAAUAGGAGGAAAAGGUGCCGGAUUUGAUGUUAAAGCACUGCGGGCUUUCCGAGUGUUGCGUCCGUUACGGCUGGUGUCUGGAGUUCCUAGUCUUCAGGUGGUUUUAAACUCCAUUAUCAAGGCCAUGGUCCCUUUGUUGCAUAUUGCCCUGCUGGUGCUGUUUGUCAUUAUCAUCUAUGCCAUCAUUGGACUGGAGUUAUUCAUGGGAAAGAUGCAUAAGACCUGCUACCACGUGCAAGGGGGGCUGAUAGAUACACCCGCAGAAGAUGAUCCGUCUCCCUGUGCCCCCCAGUCUGCACAUGGGCGGCAGUGUCAGAAUGGCACCGAAUGCAAAGCAGGCUGGGAGGGACCCAAGCACGGCAUUACGAACUUUGACAAUUUUGCUUUUGCCAUGCUGACGGUGUUUCAGUGCAUCACGAUGGAGGGCUGGACAGAUGUACUCUACUGGAUGCAGGACGCUAUGGGCUAUGAGUUACCAUGGGUGUAUUUUGUCAGUCUGGUCAUCUUUGGAUCCUUUUUCGUUCUAAAUCUGGUUCUUGGUGUGUUGAGCGGGGAGUUUUCCAAAGAAAGAGAGAAGGCUAAGGCUCGUGGUGAUUUCCAGAAGUUACGGGAAAAACAACAGCUGGAGGAGGAUUUGAAGGGAUAUUUAGACUGGAUAACUCAAGCUGAAGACAUUGACCCAGAAAAUGAAGAUGAAGGCAUGGAUGAGGAGAAGCCUCGAAACAUGAGCAUGCCCACCAGUGAGACCGAGUCCGUGAACACAGACAACGUCCCUGGAGCAGAUAUUGAAGGCGAAAACUGCGGUGCUAGGCUAGCGCAUCGGAUCUCCAAAUCUAAAUUUAGUCGCUACUGGCGCCGGUGGAAUCGAUUCUGCAGAAGAAAGUGCCGUGCCGCUGUCAAGUCCAAUGUUUUCUACUGGUUGGUGAUCUUCCUCGUGUUUCUUAACACCCUUACUAUUGCCUCUGAACACUACAACCAGCCUGACUGGCUCACUGAGGUUCAAGACACUGCCAAUAAGGUGCUGCUAGCUCUUUUCACGGCAGAGAUGUUGCUGAAGAUGUACAGCCUUGGUCUGCAGGCCUAUUUUGUGUCCCUCUUCAACCGCUUUGACUGUUUCAUCGUGUGUGGAGGAAUCCUGGAAACGAUUCUGGUUGAGACAAAGAUCAUGUCACCACUGGGCAUUUCAGUGUUGAGAUGUGUUCGGCUAUUAAGAAUAUUUAAAAUCACAAGAUAUUGGAACUCCCUGAGCAACCUUGUGGCUUCACUCCUGAAUUCAGUUCGCUCCAUUGCUUCCCUGUUGCUGCUCCUCUUCCUCUUCAUUAUCAUCUUCUCACUCUUGGGGAUGCAGCUCUUUGGGGGCAAGUUUAACUUUGACGAAAUGCAGACCAGGAGGAGUACAUUUGACAACUUCCCCCAAUCCCUCCUCACUGUGUUUCAGAUCCUGACUGGGGAGGACUGGAAUUCGGUGAUGUAUGAUGGGAUCAUGGCUUAUGGCGGCCCCUCUUUUCCAGGAAUGUUGGUCUGUAUUUACUUCAUCAUCCUCUUCAUCUGUGGAAACUAUAUCCUGCUGAAUGUAUUUUUGGCUAUUGCUGUGGACAACCUUGCUGAUGCUGAGAGUUUAACAUCUGCACAGAAAGAGGAGGAAGAGGAAAAAGAAAGGAAAAAGUUAGCUAGGACUGCUAGUCCUGAAAAGAAACAGGAGAUAGAAAAAACAGCUGUGGAGGAGGAGACAAAGGAGGAGAAAAUUGAGCUGAAAUCAAUCACUGCUGAUGGAGAAUCCCCGCCUGCUACCAAGAUCAAUAUGGAUGAUUAUCAGCCCAAUGAAAACGAAGAAAAGAGCCCAUAUCCCACAACAGAAGCACCAGCAGAGGAAGAUGAGGAAGAACCUGAGAUGCCUGUUGGCCCUCGACCUCGCCCAAUGUCUGAACUGCACCUCAAGGAAAAGGCUGUGCCCAUGCCUGAUGCCAGCGCUUUUUUCAUCUUCAGUCCUAACAACAGGUUUCGUGUCCACUGCCAUCGAAUCGUUAAUGAUAACAUUUUCACCAACCUGAUCCUAUUUUUCAUCUUGCUCAGCAGCAUCUCCCUGGCGGCUGAGGACCCCGUCCGACACCUCUCCUUUAGGAACCAAAUUCUCUUUUAUUUUGAUAUAGUUUUUACUGUCAUUUUCACCAUUGAAAUUGCUCUGAAGAUGACCGCAUAUGGAGCUUUCCUCCAUAAGGGCUCCUUCUGCAGAAACUAUUUCAACAUCUUAGACCUGCUGGUGGUCAGCGUUUCUCUCAUCUCCUUUGGGAUCCAGUCCAGUGCCAUCAAUGUGGUGAAGAUCCUGCGUGUUCUGCGAGUACUUAGACCACUGAGGGCCAUCAACAGAGCCAAAGGGCUAAAGCAUGUGGUCCAGUGUGUGUUUGUCGCCAUCCGAACCAUCGGAAACAUUGUGAUUGUCACAACUUUGCUGCAGUUCAUGUUUGCCUGCAUUGGAGUUCAGUUGUUCAAGGGCAAACUCUAUAGCUGCACUGAUAGCUCCAAGCAGACAGCAGCAGAAUGCAGAGGGUACUACAUUACAUACAAGGAUGGUGAGGUCAACCAGCCAAUGAUCCAGCCCCGGAGCUGGGAGAACAGCAAGUUUGACUUUGACAACGUCUUGACUGCCAUGAUGGCCCUCUUCACUGUCUCGACCUUUGAGGGCUGGCCAGAGUUGCUGUAUAGGUCCAUUGAUUCCCACAUGGAGGAUGUGGGACCCAUCUAUAAUCACAGGGUUGAGAUCUCCAUCUUCUUUAUUAUCUACAUCAUCAUCAUUGCUUUCUUCAUGAUGAACAUCUUCGUUGGUUUCGUCAUCGUCACAUUUCAGGAACAAGGAGAACAAGAAUACAAGAACUGUGAGCUGGACAAGAACCAGCGCCAGUGUGUAGAAUACGCCCUGAAGGCCCGGCCCCUGCGGAGAUACAUCCCUAAAAACCAGUAUCAGUACAAAGUUUGGUAUGUGGUCAACUCCACCUAUUUUGAAUACCUGAUGUUCGUUUUGAUCCUGCUGAACACCAUCUGCCUGGCCAUGCAACACUAUGGUCAGAGCUGCAUGUUCAAGGAAGCCAUGAACAUCCUCAACAUGCUUUUCACUGGCCUCUUCACUGUCGAGAUGGUUCUGAAAUUAAUCGCCUUCAAACCUAAGGGUUACUUUAGUGAUCCUUGGAAUGUUUUUGACUUCCUCAUCGUAAUUGGCAGCAUUAUAGACGUCAUUCUCAGUGAAACUAAUCCAGCUGAACAUACCCAAUGCUCUUCCUCUAUGAACGCAGAGGAAAACUCUCGCAUCUCAAUCACCUUCUUCCGACUCUUCCGCGUGAUGCGUCUUGUGAAGCUCCUGAGCCGAGGGGAGGGCAUCCGGACGCUGCUUUGGACCUUCAUCAAGUCCUUCCAGGCUCUCCCCUAUGUGGCUCUUUUAAUAGUGAUGCUAUUCUUCAUCUACGCUGUGAUCGGGAUGCAGGUGUUUGGUAAAAUUGCACUGAACGAUACCACAGAAAUCAACCGCAACAACAACUUCCAGACCUUCCCCCAAGCAGUGCUGCUGCUUUUCAGGUGUGCCACUGGCGAGGCCUGGCAGGAAAUCAUGCUGGCAUGUCUCCCAGACAAGAAGUGCGACCCGGAGUCGGAGCCAGCCAACUCCACCGAAGCCGACCACUCCUGUGGCAGCAGCUUCGCCGUCUUCUACUUCAUCAGCUUCUAUAUGCUCUGUGCCUUCCUGAUCAUCAAUCUUUUUGUAGCUGUUAUAAUGGAUAACUUUGAUUACCUGACGCGGGACUGGUAUUUAGGACCACACCACCUGGAUGAGUUUAAAAGGAUCUGGGCAGAGUAUGACCCUGAAGCCAAGGGGCGGAUCAAGCACUUGGACGUGGUGACACUGCUCCGGCGCAUUCAGCCCCCCCUGGGCUUUGGGAAGCUCUGCCCCCACCGAGUGGCUUGCAAACGCCUUGUCUCCAUGAAUAUGCCACUGAACAGUGAUGGAACUGUGAUGUUCAAUGCCACUCUCUUUGCGUUGGUCAGAACAGCACUGAGGAUCAAGACAGAAGGUAACCUGGAGCAAGCCAAUGAAGAGCUUAGAGCAAUAAUUAAGAAAAUCUGGAAGCGCACCAGCAUGAAGCUGCUGGACCAGGUGGUGCCCCCCGCAGGUGAUGAUGAGGUGACCGUCGGGAAGUUCUACGCUACUUUCCUGAUUCAAGAAUAUUUCCGGAAAUUCAAGAAACGCAAAGAACAGGGCCUGGUGGGCAAGCCGUCCCAGCGCAAUGCCCUCUCCUUACAGGCUGGUUUGCGCACACUUCACGACAUCGGGCCAGAGAUCCGACGGGCGAUCUCGGGAGACCUGACAGCUGAAGAAGAGCUAGAUAAGGCCAUGAAAGAAGCUGUUUCUGCUGCCUCUGAAGAUGAUAUUUUCCGGAGAGCUGGAGGCCUGUUUGGAAACCAUGUCAGCUACUACCAAAGUGAUGGCAGGAGUGCAUUCCCCCAGACAUUCACCACCCAGCGACCUCUGCACAUCAAUAAGUCUGGCAACAACCAGGGAGACACUGAGUCUCCAUCUCACGAGAAGCUGGUGGACUCCACCUUCACUCCCAGCAGCUACUCAUCUUCAGGCUCCAAUGCCAACAUCAACAAUGCCAACAACACUGCCUUGUGCCGCUUCCCCAGCCCACCCAGCUACCCCAGCACUGUCAGCACAGUGGAAGGCCACGGGGCCCCAUUGUCACCCACCAUCCGUGUGCAAGAAGCUCCUUGGAAACUACCCUCCAAAAGGACGCAUUACUACGAAACACUGGGACGCUCCAGUUCCAGAGACAGCCAGCUGGCAAUUGUUUGCCAAGAGGAAGUGUCUCAGGAUGAGACUUAUGAUGAAAAUUUGAAUGAAGACAUUGAGUACUGUAGUGAACCAAGUCUGCUCUCUACUGAAAUGCUUUCAUACCAAGACGAUGAAAACAGACAACUUACUCCACCAGAAAACAACAAAGGAGAGGACACCCGGCACUCUCCAAAGAAAGGGUUUCUGCGCUCCUCAGCACUAGGUCGAAGAGCAUCUUUUCACUUAGAGUGUCUGAAAAGACAGAAAAACCAGGGCGUAGACGUCUCGCAGAAGACAGUUCUGCCUUUACAUCUGGUACAUCAUCAGGCACUAGCGGUGGCCGGCCUGAGCCCCCUCCUGCAGCGAAGCCAUUCCCCCACCAUGUUCUCCCGGCUGUGCGCAACGCCGCCCGCCACGCCCUGCAGCCGCGGCUGGCCGCAGCAGGCCAUCCCCACACUGCGUCUCGAGGGGGCAGAGUCCAGUGAGAAGCUCAACAGCAGCUUCCCAUCAGUGCACUGCAGCUCCGGCUUCCCCGAUGGCACCGGCUGCAGCAGCCCGAGGAGAGCCAGGCCGGUCUCCCUCACCGUCCCCAGCCAGAGCGCAGGGAGCAGCAGGCAGUUUCACGGCAGCGCCGGCAGCCUGGUGGAAGCGGUCUUGAUUUCGGAAGGACUGAUGCAGUUUGCUCAAGAUCCAAAAUUCAUUGAGGUCACAACCCAGGAGCUCGCAGACGCCUGCGACAUGACGAUAGAAGAGAUGGAAAAUGCAGCAGACAACAUUCUCAAUGGUAACAGCAAGCAGAGCCCCAAUGGCAACCUCUUGCCUUUUGUUAACUGCAGGGACGCAGGGCAGGACAGUGCAGGCGAGGAAGAGGAAGAGGUGCAGAGCCCGGAUUGUAGAAAAAGUCAGGAGGAGCUCAAGGACAGCAGGAUUUAUAUCAGCAGCCUGUAGUUGCCAGGGCUGGAAGCGAUGCUGGUUUUUUAUUUGUUUCAAUGUUCCUAAUGGGUUUGUUUCAGAAGUGCCUCACUGUUCUCGUGACCUGGAGUAACCGGAACAGCGUUCUUCAUUCAUUUCUGUUGGGACGAGUCGCGGAGUUGGGUGGUGUCAGAGAGCUUUGCAGGAGCGGAUAUAUCCCCGGCACGUGGCCGUGAAGGAAGAGCCAGGAGGAGGAGGAGGAGGAGGAGGAGGAGGAGAGGCAGCUCCCCUUUUCCCAGUCCCUGCCGCAGGACCGCCGCCUGCCCACAGGCCGGCAGGACACCGCCCCACGCCUGUACAGCUCCUUUGCACGCCCCGCGCCCACCCCACGCACGGACUCCCAAGCCGCGCCCUCCGCCGGCUUGUGUUAUUUAAACCGGGUUGGGUUGGGUUUGGUUUGGUUUUCUUUCUCCAUUGGCAUUCGGUAGAAGUAUAAGGAUAGCUGCGUUUUACCAACCAUUAUGUACACCGGGAGUUUGUAACUUGAUUUGCUCGCGAGCGGCAGCUCCUUUUUUUGUUGUUGUUUUGUAAUUUAACGGCAGUAGGCAAUGCACUUGAUGUAGUCUUGCACAUCCGAGUGGUCGGUUUGGGUUCCUCUUAGUGCCACGCUUAGUGGCUGUGAGCGUGGGAGCAGUGCCGAGCGAGCAUGCACACGCAUGUGUAAGGUCGGGCAGUUCUCCGCAUCCUGGCUUGGGCCACGGGACAUCCCUACCCGGGGCCGUCCAGAUGCGAAAAUGAGCCACUGUCUGUGCUUUGAAAGGGGAAUCAGUAACUCUUUGCAUUUUCUGUUCCACAAGAUAUGCAAAAACAAUGCAAUAAUGUUAAUUUUAAAAAUACAAUUGUAAGUCGUGUUGGCAUUAAAACUGUAUAGACAAAAAAAAUUAUGGGGGCGGGGGGG
Cygnus olor (mute swan) is the source of this 10747-nucleotide messenger RNA. It is a transcript of the gene CACNA1C, whose product is annotated as calcium voltage-gated channel subunit alpha1 C. The record is from RefSeq and is a predicted model, not a curated record. NCBI's taxonomy places the organism in Eukaryota, Metazoa, Chordata, Aves, Anseriformes, Anatidae. Gene Ontology annotation, cellular component: voltage-gated calcium channel complex; membrane. Gene Ontology annotation, biological process: calcium ion import across plasma membrane. Gene Ontology annotation, molecular function: high voltage-gated calcium channel activity.